ACACCCUGUGGGUAAGUUAGGGUAGAGGUAAGAGGGAGCGGGCAAUUCCAGUAUCUUCACAUAGGGAAAAGGUAACGAAGAAUCAGGCUGUAAAAGCCAACUAUUGGGAGAGGAAAUAAAACUUAAAAUUUGUCAUCAUUAGUGGAAAAAAAAAAAAAAAGGAGGUAGGGACAAAAGGAGUAAGAAAAUGAUGGGGGUGGGGGAACUAAUAAAGGAAAACCUGAAAAGGAAGUUGGAGAGAGGAAAGAGUGUCCUACGCAUUUUGUUUUUACUCCUGCUCGUUCUCUCUGACUCCCUCCAGAAGCCAGAAAAAGUUUGCAAGCGUAACUUUAGGGAUGGGAGACAGGGCUCUUCACCAACAGACCCACGAAAAGAAGCGCCUUCACCAUUCCCCAUUCGCGCCGCCGCCGUCCUUUCCCUCUCGCGGGGUGAUGGGCAGGAGGCAACACUCUUGGGACGCGGUAGCUCAGCCGGAUACCCCGGAAUCCCGUCAGGCUCGAGCAGCACGCAGCUCUCCUUCUGGCAAAGCCUCCUCUGCCUUGGCCAUCCACCUCCCGGAAAAGAAAAAGGAAAGAUCGAGCCUCUAAACCGUCCUUUCCCCCUCCCCCUCUUCCCGGGGGAGCUAAGGAAGAAAGUACCGUUCUGUGAUUCACUGGAGAGAAAAGAGGGAGGAGGCAAAAGAACUCGGAGUGCCAAGGCUAAAUAAGUUAGCUGAGAAAACGCACGCAGCUUGUAGCGCCUGCGCCGGGUGCGCCAGCUCCGCAAAGGCCAAACGGGCUCCGCGCUGGCCGGCCACGGGGCUGGGGACCCGGGUUUGGCCUUCAGGCUCCCCAGCAGCCGGGAAAAGGAAUUGCUGCCGGGAGUUUCUGCAGAGGUGGAGGGAGAUCAGGAAACGGCUUUUUCCUCACUUCGCCGCCUGCUGCUCUAGGCAGUGGGGAGGAGGAGGAGAAAGUGAAAUAUGCUGGAGAAGAGCGAGCCCUCCUUGUUCUUCCGGAGUCCCAUCCAUUAAGCCAUCACUUAUGGAAGAUUAAAGUUGUCGGACAUGGUGACAGCUGAGAGGAGAGGAGGAUUUCUUGCCAGGUGGAGAGUCUCCACCGUCUGUUGGGUGCAUGUGUGCGCCCGCAGCGGCGCGGGGCGCGUGGUUCUCCGCGUGGAGUCUCACCUGGGACCCGAGUGAAUGGCUCCCAGGGGCUGUGCGGGGCAUCCGUCUCCGCCUUCUCCACAGGCCUGGGUCUGUCCUGGAAAGAUGCUAGCAAUGGGGGCGCUGGCAGGAUUCUGGAUCCUCUGCCUCCUCACUUAUGGUUACCUGUCCUGGGGCCAGGGUUUAGAAGAGGAGGAAGAAGGGGCCUUACUAGCUCAAGUUGGAGACAGACGAGAGCCCAGCACAACUUCCACCUCCCAGCCCCAUCUCAUUUUCAUCCUAGCGGAUGAUCAGGGAUUUAGAGAUGUGGGUUACCAUGGAUCUGAGAUUAAAACGCCCACUCUUGACAAGCUCGCUGCCGAAGGAGUUAAACUGGAGAACUACUAUGUCCAGCCUAUUUGCACACCAUCCAGGAGUCAGUUUAUUACUGGAAAGUAUCAGAUACACACCGGACUUCAACAUUCUAUCAUAAGACCUACUCAACCCAACUGUUUACCUCUGGACAAUGCCACCCUACCUCAGAAACUGAAGGAGGUUGGAUAUUCAACGCAUAUGGUCGGAAAAUGGCACUUGGGUUUUUACAGAAAAGAGUGCAUGCCCACCAAAAGAGGAUUUGAUACCUUUUUUGGUUCCCUUUUGGGAAGUGGGGAUUACUAUACACACUACAAAUGUGACAGUCCUGGGAUGUGUGGCUAUGACUUGUAUGAAAACGACAAUGCUGCCUGGGACUAUGACAAUGGCAUAUACUCUACACAGAUGUACACUCAGAGAGUACAGCAAAUCUUAGCUUCCCAUAACCCCACAAAGCCUAUAUUUUUAUAUAUUGCCUAUCAAGCUGUUCAUUCACCACUGCAAGCUCCUGGCAGGUAUUUUGAACACUACCGAUCCAUUAUCAACAUAAACAGGAGGAGAUAUGCUGCCAUGCUUUCCUGCUUAGAUGAAGCAAUCAACAACGUGACAUUGGCUCUAAAGACUUAUGGUUUCUAUAACAACAGCAUCAUCAUUUACUCUUCAGAUAAUGGUGGCCAGCCUACAGCAGGAGGGAGUAACUGGCCUCUCAGAGGUAGCAAAGGAACAUAUUGGGAAGGAGGGAUCCGGGCUGUAGGCUUUGUGCAUAGCCCACUUCUGAAAAACAAGGGAACAGUGUGUAAGGAACUUGUGCACAUCACUGACUGGUACCCUACUCUGAUUUCACUGGCUGAAGGACAGAUUGAUGAGGAUAUUCAACUAGAUGGCUAUGAUAUCUGGGAGACCAUAAGUGAGGGUCUUCGCUCACCCCGAGUAGAUAUUUUGCAUAACAUUGACCCCAUAUACACCAAGGCAAAAAAUGGCUCCUGGGCAGCAGGCUAUGGGAUCUGGAACACUGCAAUCCAGUCAGCCAUCAGAGUGCAGCACUGGAAAUUGCUCACAGGAAAUCCUGGCUACAGCGACUGGGUGCCCCCUCAGUCUUUCAGCAACCUGGGACCGAACCGGUGGCACAAUGAACGGAUUACCUUGUCAACUGGCAAAAGUGUAUGGCUUUUCAACAUCACAGCCGACCCAUAUGAGAGGGUGGACCUAUCUAACAGGUAUCCAGGAAUCGUGAAGAAGCUCCUACGGAGGCUCUCACAGUUCAACAAAACUGCAGUGCCGGUCAGGUAUCCCCCCAAAGACCCCAGAAGUAACCCACGGCUCAAUGGAGGGGUCUGGGGGCCAUGGUAUAAAGAGGAAACCAAGAAAAAGAAGUCAAACAAAAAUCGGGCUGAGAAAAAGCAAAAGAAAAGCAAAGUAAAGAAGAAGAGGAAACAACAGAAAACAGUCUCAGGUUCAACUUGCCAUUCAGGUGUUACUUGUGGAUAAGCGCAAAUAUUUCCUGUUUGGUUAAACUUUAAUCAGUUCUUAUCUUUCAUCUGUUUCCUAGGUAAACCAGCAAAUUUGGCUCGAUAAUAUCGCUGCCCUAAGCGUCAGGCUUGUUUUCAUGCUGUGCCACUCCAGAGACUUCUGUCACCUGGCCGCCACACCGAAAACUGUUCUGCUCAGUGCCAAAGGUGCUACUCUUGCAAACCACGCUUAGAGUGGAGAUGUUUGUUUCUCUUGCUCCUUUAGAAAACGUGGUGAGUCCUGAGUUCGACUGCUGUGCUUCAGUCAACUGACCAAACACUGCUUUAAAUUAUAGGAGGAGUACAAUAACCUACCAUCCGCAAGCAUGCUAAUUUGAUGGAAGUUACAGGGUAGCAUGAUUAAAACUACCUUUGAUAAAUUAUAGUCAAAGAUGUGUCACCUCAAAGGCCUUAAAGAAUAUAUUUUCUUUGUGAAUUUUUGUAUCUCUGUCGUAUGACACGUGGGUUUCUAAAUUAAUUAUAUUUCAUAUAUAUAUAUAUAUAUGUUUCUUUUCCUGUGAAAAGCUGUUUUUCUCACAUGUGAACAGCUUGCACCUCAUUUUAUCAUGCAUGAGGGAAUGGCAAAUAAGAAUGUUUGAGCACACUGCCCACAAUGAAUGUAACUAUUUUCUAAACACUUUAAUAGAAGAACAUUUCAGUAUAAAAAAACCUAAUUUAUUUUUACAGAAAAAUACUAUUUUGUUGUCAUAAAAAGUUAUGCAAAUGACUUUAAUUAUUUUAUUUUUAUUUCCUGCAUACCAUUAGAAGAGUUUUAUUUCAUUUCUUCAAACUACCAAGCACUGUAAUACUAUGAAUUACUGUAAUACUGUGUGAAUUCAUAGACUAUAAAAACAUCAUUCAGAAAACAUUAUAAUCAUCAUUGUUCAACCAUGAUUUUGAAUGUAAUAAGAUGAAUAUAUUCCUUACAAAUUACUUGGAAAUUCAAUGUUUGUGCAGAGUUGAGACAACUUUAUUGUUUCUAUCAUAAACUAUUUAUGUAUCUUAAUUAUUAAAAUGAUUUAUUUUAUGGCACUAGAAAAUUUACUGUGGCUUUUCUGAUCUAACUUCUAGAUAAAAUUGUAUCACUCAUCCUAAAAAAUAAAGAUCUUUACUAAUAGGCAGUUGAAGGAAUGGUUUGCUAACAACCACAGUAAUAUGAUUUUACAGAUAGAUGCUUCCACUUGGCUAUGACAUGGAGAAAGAUGUUCCCAUAUUAAUAAUAUUAUUAAUUAUUAUAAAAUAUAAAAACCUAACAUUUAUAUUAGGUUGGUGCAAAAGUAGUUGCAGUUUUUGCCAUUAAGAGUAAUAACCUUACUCUUAUACAAAGUGGACACUGUGAGGAGAUACAGAGAAAUGGAAUAUAUGGAUCCUGCCUGGAGUAAGUUAUCUUGUUUGGAAACCACACAUGCAAACGUCAUGAGGAUAAUUAAAGGAGUAUUAUCAGUAAUGAAGUUUAUCAUGGGUCACCAAUGAGCAUAGAUUGGUGUGGUUCCUGUAGACCCUGGUGUGUUCUUUGAAGUGCCCUCUCCUAAUACAGAGGCCUCGAAGCCUCGCGGUAUACACUUGAAAAGUCACAGAUAGCUAGAAUUGUGAUCUUUGAAGUUAAAACUGUGAUAAGAAAAUGUGUGUGGUGGUAUGACAGCAUACCAUUAAACACAUUUAUAUCACAGCUCAAAGGACUGAUAUAAUACAUUUAUAUCACAACUCACAAUUUCUGAAAAUGUAUUAAAGAAUUUGUAAUCUAGUACUGAAAUUACUAAAUUGGAUAAGAUGAUUUAAAGGAUUUUAAUUUUAAUGUUUUAUUUCUAGAAUAUAUGGCUCCAGUUUAUUUUAUAGUGUAAAGUUGUAUUUCCUAAAGUUUGUGUUUUGUCGACAGUAUCCUUUAAAUGAGUCUUAAAAAUAAAGGCAUAUUGUUCAUGUU
Messenger RNA from Cercocebus atys (sooty mangabey), 4921 nucleotides. RefSeq names its product arylsulfatase family, member J (gene ARSJ). Lineage: Eukaryota; Metazoa; Chordata; Mammalia; Primates; Cercopithecidae. The record is from RefSeq and is a predicted model, not a curated record. The coding region runs from base 1178 to 2980 and encodes 600 amino acids. The transcript has 3 exons.